AUGUCUGCCGAAGAACUCAACGUCGCCACUUCCCCCCAGGACCUCGGCGAUGUCCCCCAGCAAUUCCAGCGCGUCAGCCUCGGCGACGACGGCGAGCCCAUCGCCCGAACCGAGGAGGAGUACGCCCAGACCCAAUUGACCUUGAGGGCCAUUGUCUCGUCCAAGGAAGCCGGCGUCAUCAUCGGCAAGGCCGGCCAGAACGUCGCCAACCUGCGCGAUGAGACUGGCGUCCGCGCAGGCGUCAGCAAGGUCGUCCCCGGCGUCAACGACCGCGUCCUCACCGUCACCGGCGCGCUCAACGGCAUCACCAAGGCCUACCACCUCGUCGCCAAAGGCCUGCUCGAGGGCGCUCCGGCCGUCGGCAUGGGUGGCGUGAUCAACAACAGCGGCACGCACCCCGUCCGCCUCCUCAUCUCCCACAACCAGAUGGGCACCAUCAUCGGCCGCCAGGGUCUGAAGAUCAAGCAGAUCCAGGACGCCUCGGGCGUGCGCAUGGUCGCGCAAAAGGAAAUGCUGCCCCAGUCGACGGAGCGUAUCGUCGAGAUCCAAGGUACACCCGAGGGCAUCGAGAAGGCGACCUGGGAGAUCGGCAAGUGCCUGAUCGACGACCACGAGCGCGGCUACGGCACGGUCCUCUACAACCCUGCCGUCCGAGUCCAAGCCGGCACCGGCCCCAUCAGCAACGGCUCCGGCUACGCCGGCGGCAGCCGUUCGUACAACCGCACCGGCCACGGCGCCGACUUCAGCGACGCGCCGCAGCAGUCGUACAACCGUCGCAGCGGCUCCGACGCGGCCAGUCGCCCGCCCAUGCCCACCACGACCGAAGACGGCGAGGAGAUUCAGACCCAGAACAUCAGCAUUCCCUCGGACAUGGUCGGCUGCAUCAUCGGCCGUGGCGGCACCAAGAUCAGCGAAAUCCGCAAGAGUUCGGGCGCCCGCAUCUCCAUUGCCAAGGCUCCCCACGACGAGACGGGCGAGAGGAUGUUCACCAUCAUGGGCAGCCCGAGCAGCAACGAAAAGGCCCUGUACCUCCUCUACGAGAACCUCGAGGCGGAGAAGAUGCGCCGCAGUCAGGCACCCCAAGAAUAA
Aplosporella prunicola CBS 121167 is the source of this 1089-nucleotide messenger RNA. RefSeq lists its product as uncharacterized. Gene Ontology annotation, cellular component: nucleus; cytoplasm. NCBI's taxonomy places the organism in Eukaryota, Fungi, Ascomycota, Dothideomycetes, Botryosphaeriales, Aplosporellaceae. Gene Ontology annotation, molecular function: mRNA 3'-UTR AU-rich region binding. Gene Ontology annotation, biological process: 3'-UTR-mediated mRNA stabilization. The record is from RefSeq and is a predicted model, not a curated record. Bases 1 to 1089 code for a protein of 362 amino acids. The transcript has 2 exons.